GCAGGUGCUCCUCCGCCCCUCGCCCGCUCAGCCGUGACCCCGCAGACGCCGCCGCCGCCAUGAGUGCCACCCAGACCUCGCAGGGCAGCUGGAGGAUCCCCGACCUGCUGGCCAUGAAGCGGGACGGCUUGGCCUUCUCGGAGGAGCAGGUCGCCUUCUUGGUCAAGGCGGUUUCGGAUCGGUCCAUGGACGACUGCCAGCUGGGAGCGCUCCUCAUGGCCAUCAACCUGCAGGACAUGACGGACCCCGAGACGAUCGCCCUCACCAAGGGCAUGAGGGACUCCGGAAGCGUGUUCUCGUGGCCGAAGGACUGGCGCGUGGUGGACAAGCACAGCACGGGCGGUGUGGGCGACAAGGUGUCCCUGGCGCUCGCUCCCGCCCUCGCCGCCUGCGGCUUCAAGGUGCCCAUGAUCAGCGGGCGCGGCCUCGAGCACACGGGGGGCACGCUGGACAAGCUGGAGAGCAUCCCAGGCUUCAAGGUGUCCCUGACGGGCGAGAUGAAGAAGGCGCUGGAGGAGGUCGGCUGCUGCAUCGUGGGCCAGACCGCUGACAUCGUCCCUGCUGACAGGCGCAUGUACGCCGCGAGGGACGUCACCUCCACCGUCAAGUCUGUGCCGCUCAUUGUCUCAUCCAUCGUCAGCAAGAAGGCUGCGGAGACGGUGAGCGGACUGGUGCUCGACGUCAAGUUCGGCGGAGGAGCCUUCAUGAAGACCCAGGAGGAGGCAGGAGCGCUGGCCAAGAAGAUGGUGGAUGUGGCCAACGGCGUGGGCAUGGCCACGACGGCCCUCCUCACCACCAUGGACGUCCCGCUCGGCAGGGCCAUCGGCAACGCCCUCGAGGUGCGCGAGGCGAUCGAGUGCCUUCGGGGCAACGGACAGGACCUCGAGGAGCUCGUCACUCACCUGGGUGGAGAGUUACUGCUGGGUGCGAAAGCGGCCUCUACGCUUGAGGAAGCUCGCCAGAAGUUGGCCAAGACCCUGAGGGACGGCAGUGCCAGAACGGCAUUCUGCAACAUGAUACAGAAACAGGGUGUCACCAAAGGUGUAGCAGAGGCACUGUGUGGCAGUGCUCCCGACUACUCCCAUUUACCUUCCUCGGCUCAUGUCACUGCCGUCAAAGCUGCUUCCUCAGGAGUGCUAGUUGGUAUGGAUGCCAUGGCUAUGGCGAAGAUCAGUUUAGCACUCGGGGCUGGCAGGAAUAAGGUCGGCGACCCGAUCAACUACAGCGUGGGCAUAAUGCUCGUCAAGGUGGUCGGCGAGAGCGUGAAGGAAGGCGAGACGUGGGCAGAGCUGCACCACGAUUCUCCACUGCCGCCUCUCCUGGAGAGGAUGCAGGGCGCUGCCACCAUCAAAGCGUCAGGGGAGGCACGCAAGCCCUCCCGCGUUGCCGCUCGCGUUGUCUAGGCCUCGGUGCGAAACCCUCAGUUGCUGGGGCCAAGAUCCAGAUCUCAGUGCCAGUCUCCCAAACGCAACUUAUGAUCUAGCAUUCAUGCGAGAUGCUUUUUAUUGCACAAACUAUUUAGGGCCUUUUCGCAUAAGCGGACACGAUCGUCGGGCACGAGCAGAGAUGACUUCACAGUUGGGCAAAGUACCCGGUAAACAAGUAGUUCCCCUUUGUUUUCACGCCUGAGACGUCCCCUUGACAGAUGCCCGGCGUUUUGGGCAGGUCUUUAACCGUCUAAUCCUUCUACUUUUUAUUUCCUGCUCAUCUGGGAAACUGGAGACUUGGCUCUCUUCCGGGUUCACUUUAUGCUAGUCACCGACCCCAAACUUACUUACACGGGGAAUGCGACUACUGUUUUCAUUUGGCACAAUCUUCACACCGCCUAAUCUUUCUGCCAAAACUACAUCCAUCGUUAGUUAGUUCGAAAUAUAUCUAUUAAUACCUUAUAUUCGGUGCAUACAUGCCAGUUACUAUUCCCAAAAUAUAAUUAAAACCAUCAGGAACUAGCCAGUUACCUACUGGCGCCUAUCACUUUUUUUUCUUUACUAGACCAAGAUAGAUACGUUGAUUUUUGGUUCACAAGAAUGAUUUUUGUUAUGUAAUUCAGUCCGUGUGUUAAUCCGUCUGCAGUUAAUUCGGUUGUUCGGAUUAUGGCUUCCAUUCACUGUGAUUCUGUAUGAUUGUUUAUUCUACAAAGUGAUUUCUGACAUUUGACAUUUGCACAAACUGUUUUUUUUUUCUUUUUUAAUAAUCAAAGUGGAUAGUAUAUGAAGUUACGCAAGUCGUGCAUAUUAGUCAUCUAUUGGCUGCCCUAACUGAUUCCAUAGAACAUCUGUUUAUAACUUCCCAGAAAUUAUCAUUCCACUCCUUGAAAGGGAAAUAACUCAUGCUCAUUCUGUACAAUUACCAAUUAUGCAACUGGUCAACGUCAUCCUCACAUUCCAGUCUAUGUAGAAUUAACAAGAAAUUAUUUUUGUUUAAAAAUGUUUUUUGUUAAGCUUUACUAUUUUAUAAUGGAAGCAAUACAGUUUUUGUAUGAUAUUGAACUUCACAGAAUGUCUUUCCUUGCUCAUGAAAAAAUAAAAUAAUUGCAGUGCUAUACCAAAAUAUCUUAAUAUGUUACCGACUUAAACUGACAUUUUAU
Messenger RNA from Penaeus vannamei (Pacific white shrimp), 2587 nucleotides. NCBI's taxonomy places the organism in Eukaryota, Metazoa, Arthropoda, Malacostraca, Decapoda, Penaeidae. The record is from RefSeq and is a predicted model, not a curated record.